Messenger RNA from Mytilus trossulus (common blue mussel), 692 nucleotides. RefSeq lists its product as uncharacterized. NCBI's taxonomy places the organism in Eukaryota, Metazoa, Mollusca, Bivalvia, Mytilida, Mytilidae. The transcript is spliced from 2 exons. Bases 67 to 399 code for a protein of 110 amino acids. The record is from RefSeq and is a predicted model, not a curated record.
CAAAAUAUCAUUUGACACCAAAGUUUGAUAUCUUCUUGAAUUGAAACAACUAAUUAUUUGGCUAUCAUGUUUAAAAAUUUUACGAUUGCUUUUGUUUUGCUGAGCGCUUCACUCAUGCUGUCGUCUGCUAUGCCGUUUGGCUUUAACAACUUUCGGUCCUACCGUGGCGGAUAUGGAUUUGGUAAUAUUGGUGGUACUUAUAGUAAUUUUCCAGGAUUUGGAGGUGCUUAUUCGGCGUUCCCAGCCCAUGGUGGAAUAGCCCAUUCAUACAAUUCAGUAAACUAUCAUCGUCAUGUGACGCCAUAUUCAUAUCGUGGCAGAGGUUUCAGGAAUAAUAUCUUAAGUGGAUCAACUUUGCCAUCACUUGCUCUUGGAUUUUUAGUCGGAAAGGCAUUAUAACAAAUACCAAACCCAGUUACUGAAUAAACCAAAGACAGGGAAGGAGCUAACAAUUCAUAAACACGUUACAAUAAAUAAAUUUGGUGUAAUUACUGUCUUCUGAUUGGUUAAAACUAUAACUUUUGUUUUCAAUGUUGUAUAUGUUUAUGGCGACAGGCGCACUCUGACGUUGUGUAUCCAUACGCCAACAUGUGUGUACGUUGUAAUUGGUAAUAAUAAUAAUAUAAAAAGUUCUUUGAGACUUAUUUUUGAUAGAAAUUUAUUUAUAAUGAAUGGCAAUAAUUUAUUUUGAA